CAGGAUGUUUAUAGUUUUGUUUAAGCCUACGAAGAUUUGACUGUUGUUUAUUUCCAGCAUUCAUCUUCUUCUUCCCAUAAUAUCCCAAACAGUUUCUUUAUUCUUUUUAUCUAAACCUUAUCCAAAACCAGAACAGAUGACCAGGAAUGCAACUGAAAAAAGAAAGAGGAGGAGAAAAAUGGAAAACACAAAAUGGGAACAAAUACUCCAAGCUCUAACCCACAUCCUGACAACCCCAACAACCCAACCCUCUAUUCAUUCUCAAUUCUUCAUUUCCACACAAAUCCCCUGUUACCUCAACUGGGACUACCCCCCAGUCUUCUGCCCUAAAUCUGUGGAGCUGAGAUGGGCAGUGUCUCUGUUUUUCAAAAGGGUUUCUAGAUUUGGACUUCCACAAACUUCUUGGAGAUCAAAGUGCCCUUAUUUCCAGCCUCCUCCUCUUGUGCUGGCCAAAGGAGUGGAAGAAGCCAAGUGGGGUGAUGAGCAGAAGAUGAGAGAUUAUGUGAGGGGAAGAUUCAGAAGGAAACGCUUGGUUAGUGAUGUUAAUCCUCUAAUUCCUAUUCUGCUUCCUAAUCUUCUUUUAUUUUCUCUUCUUCUGUGGAAUCCAUUUCCUGAUCCAUAAGUUAAUUUCUCAAUGUUUACUCUGUCCGCCAUUAUCUUUUUUCUGGUUUCAGCAUAAUCUUGAGGAAAUCUUGAAGGUGUUUACAAGUUUGAUAAUCUCAAAAAUAUGUACUUAGAAGUACAUAUCAAUUGCACUUUA
Molecule: messenger RNA, 760 nt
Organism: Carica papaya (papaya)
Lineage: Eukaryota; Viridiplantae; Streptophyta; Magnoliopsida; Brassicales; Caricaceae
Source: RefSeq, a predicted model, not a curated record